UCCUCCAUCCAUUCCUCUAUAGCACACCUGUGGAAAACUUGCUCCAUGGCUGCUUGGAGGUCUUGCAGCACAGCAUUCCACUUGGAGAGGAGACUGAGCAGAAAUGAGAAGAAACAAUGACAUUUGCAGCGCCAGGAAGGGCAGAGUCCCGCAGGAUCCCCGGGGAAGGUGGCUGAAGGCAGCGAUCCUCCUCCUCCUCCUCUUCGCCGCGGCCGGCGGCGGCUUCGUGAUCUGGAGCCGGCUCCCAACCCAAGAUGGGAUCCCCGAGGGUGCAAUCCCUGAAGAUGGGGUCACCGAGGUGCUGGCACAUCACAACGACAACCUACGGGACAAGUUCGUGGAGAUCCCCUGCUCGGAGGACUACGACAGCCACAAGCGAUUUGCAGGUUGCACUCCUAGGAAGUGUGGAAGAGGUGUGACAGAUGCUGUAAUCACAAGGGAAGAAGCUGAAAGAAUUCGUAGAAUAGCAGAGAGGGGACUGUCCUUGGGAGGAUCUGAUGGAGGGGUGAGCAGUGUCCUGUUACUUUCUACAUUCUUUUACUGCCAAGGCAAGAUUAUAAAUGCAUUUUUUGGGGCUGAGGCAUCAAUUUUGGACUUGCACUCUGGAGCUCUUUCCCUGGGGAAGCAUUUUGUUAAUCUGUACAGGUACUUUGGGGACAAAAUUCAAGACAUCUUCACAGAAGAGGAUUUUGCAUUAUACCGGGAUGUGAGGCAGAGGAUUCAGCAAAGGAUUGCUCAGGUGUUUGGUAUCAGCUCUUCUGCCAUGUACCUGACCAAGCCAACAUUCUUCUCCAGGAUGAACAGCACAGGAGCCAAGACAACACACGAUGAGUACUGGCACCCACACGUGGACAAGGUGACUUAUGGCUCUUUUGACUACACUUCCCUGCUCUAUCUCUCUGACUACUCCAAGGACUUUGGGGGUGGACGGUUCGUGUUCAUGGAUGCAGAUUCCAACAAGACAGUGGAGCCCCGAGCAGGCAGGGUGGCGUUUUUCACCUCUGGCUCCGAGAACCUGCACCGGGUGGAGAAGGUUCAGUGGGGCACUCGCUUUGCCGUCACCAUCUCGUUCAGCUGCGACCCCGAGCACGGCAUCAGGGACCCGUUCCUGGGCUGAGCCUGCCCGUGCCUGCCAGCUCAGGGGAAGGAGAAGCCCUGCAGGAGGAGAGGAGAAAGGGAGAUGCCAUCUCUUGUAACCUCACCUGCAUUAGAAGUGCCCAGCUGUGGGAACACUGUCACACACUUUGUUUGCACAUCUCCUUUUCCAUAAACAUUGCAAAUGGACCAUCUUAAAUUUGAUGCAUUCUGAAAAUGAUUUGCCUUCAUGUGCUACAUGAGAGAGGCUACAAAGAAGAGACAAUGGGCUCCACAAAGAAGAGAAAGUGAGCUUUUCAUUUUUUUAUUAUAUUUUUUUAAAUUCUUCAGUUUGAAAGACACAAACAAUCUUCUGGGCCAUGCCAUGAUCUGACUCCCCAGGCUGCUGUUACCUGUUCAGUUCUUUAGUCCCCUCAGGUACUAAUGGGGUGUAGAAAGUCUGACCCAAGUUAUUUGGGCCAGGUGAGUGUUACUCUCCAGAACACACCUGCUGAGAGGGAUGGAUUCUUCUGAGUGUGGGACCUGUGGGGAAUACACCUGAGUUUGGCUACUGGGACUUGAACUUUUUAAAAAUUUGAUUACUGCUGAUUCAAUAUUCAGGAAGUCCCUCAAUAGCUUUUUUUGGACUUCUCUUUUCCAGUUUAGUGUGGAGACUUUUUCUCUUAAUGAGGACCACUAGUGUUCCCUGAAUGUUAAAUUGCAGGGACUUCCAGGAGUAGCUGUGUGCACUGUAACAACCACAUUGCCAAAUACUUUGGGUUUUUUACUGCAGUCAAAGAUUUCUCUGGGUCAGGAGGUUGAUAAAUAAAUAAUUUUUUUUUCUUAAUCAAAUUCUGAAAUAACCACAUUGAUCUGGUUUAUUACCUGGAUGUAUAAUUUCUGUGAAACUGAAAAUCUGGGAAUGUGCUUUGAUUUUUUUUUUUUAAUUUUAUGCCUACAGUUUGGACUUUAUAACAUACCCUUUUAUGGAAAUAAUAAGUACUGGGGGGAAUGACACUGAAGAUCAAUAUAAAGGGGAAUGAUAAGAGGACACUUGGACUUCUGAGGGCUCUCAUUGGGCACACCAAGAUUAGUCCUCUGUAAUUUCAUUUCUUUGUUCUGAAACUUGAAAAAGUUUUCCUUGUCUGUACCAACAGGGGAGGAUUGUUAAAAUGGCUGGAUGCAAGGAAAUAAUAAAGCCACUUGGGUUCCAUAUUGA
This is a messenger RNA of Catharus ustulatus (Swainson's thrush), 2293 nucleotides long. It is a transcript of the gene OGFOD3, whose product is annotated as 2-oxoglutarate and iron dependent oxygenase domain containing 3. Gene Ontology annotation, molecular function: L-ascorbic acid binding; oxidoreductase activity, acting on paired donors, with incorporation or reduction of molecular oxygen; iron ion binding. Lineage: Eukaryota; Metazoa; Chordata; Aves; Passeriformes; Turdidae. The record is from RefSeq and is a predicted model, not a curated record. Gene Ontology annotation, cellular component: membrane. The transcript has 9 exons. The coding region runs from base 104 to 1117 and encodes 337 amino acids.